Molecule: messenger RNA, 744 nt
Organism: Vicia villosa (hairy vetch)
Lineage: Eukaryota; Viridiplantae; Streptophyta; Magnoliopsida; Fabales; Fabaceae
Exons: 5
Coding region: 1-744 (247 amino acids)
Source: RefSeq, a predicted model, not a curated record
AUGGCAAUUAUGGUUAACGGUAGCUGUACUGAUGAUUUCAAGGCGGAACGUGGAUUAGGACAAGGAGAUCCACUUUCUCCUCUUCUGUUCAUAAUCAAAAUGGAAGGAUUAAUCUGCCUUAUGGAGAAAGCGGUAGCAUUGGGUGAAUAUAGAGGUUUUCAGUUUGAAGAGAACAACUCUGUUGAUAUUUUGAAUUUUGCAGACGAUACGAUAAUAUUCGGAGAAGAUGAUAGAAAUAUGCAGAUUGCUUCGUCUUUUCUGGCUUGCGGAGUUGGGGUAUGCCCUUUCAAAUUCUCAGGGGUCAUGGUGGGGGAUAGCCCGAGGAAGAUUGGUAUGUGGAAGGAGGUGGCGAGGAACGCGAGGAAGAGGCUUGAUAAAUGGAGAGGGAGGGAUCCUAGGAAGGUGAUAAAAGAGUUAAUUGGUAUUCAAAGAAAAUUCUUGUGGAGGGGAGUGGAAGGGGAGAGAUGCAUAAGUUGGUGGAAGUGGAGGAUUCUUACGGAGAAUAAUUUGGUGUGGUACGACUUGGUAAGAUUUAGGUGGAUCGGGGAGCAAGCGCUUUCAGAGGUUUUCCCUGAACUGUACGCUAGGGCUUCUUUACCGUUCAUGUCAGUAGCGGAAGCGGGUCAUUCAGAGAAUAGUGUUUGGUAUUGGGAUGUGCAAGAUUGGUUUAGUGGUGAGGAUGAAGACGAUUUGCAUCUGGUUCAGUUAUUGACAUAUCUCAUAUUGCAUUUUGAUUUGGUUUAG